CUGACUGACUAUCUCACGAUCACAAAUAUGUGCGCUUACACACACACUGAGGCACAUAUUACACCAUACACACACACACACACACUGAGGCACAUAUUACACCAUACACACACGCGCGCGCUUACAUCAUACACAUACACAUACGCACACGUGUCUUCGACCAAUAGUUUCGCAUGUGUAAGUGCGUGCGUAUGUAUAUGCCCGCCGUAUCGUUGUUGAUGCCAGCGUAAAGGGGUGUAGGCGUGCUUGUAGUAUAUUAGCGUGUACGUAUGUGUGUUUUGGUUCAUUAUAGUACACAAAAUGGCUACUGACAUGUUCUUGCCUGGUAGUAGUAUGAUACCAGCUACACUUGUGGAGCUUUCCGUUUCUUGCAGAAAACUGAUUGAUGCUGAUGUAUUUUCCAAGUCAGACCCUAUGUGUGUGCUGUUUACACAGGAUCCUGGAAGUAAGAAAUGGACUGAGUUUGGGCGGACAGAAAUAAUCUGGAAUAACUUAAAUCCAGAUUUUGUCAAGAAAUUCAUCAUCCAUUACUUCUUUGAGGAAUGCCAAAAAUUGAAGUUCGAAAUUUAUGAUGUGGAUUGCAAAAGUGCAAACUUGGAUAAACAUGACUUCCUUGGAAAAUUGGAAUGUACUCUUGCAGAAAUUAUGAUAGCAAAUCGAUAUGUGAAAAGAUUGCAAGACGACACUGACUCGAGUGAGGCCAAGAAAAACAAUCAACAAGGUGGUCCUAAACGUGACAGUGGCGUCAUUAUUGUUAAUGCGGAAGAAUUAUCUUCAUGUAAAGAAGAAGCCACAAUGCAAUUCUGUGCUCAUCAAUUGGAUAAAAAAGACUUUUUUGGGAAAUCCGAUCCAUUUCUCACAUUUUACCGAUGUAAUGAAGAUGGAAGUUACACUGUGGUACAUAGAACGGAAGUAAUAAAACGAACAUUGAAUCCUACUUGGCGACCCUUUACCAUCAGCAUAAGAUUAUUAUGUAACGGAGAUUACGACAGGCCUAUCAAAGUAGAAUGUUAUGACUGGGAUGCAGAUGGAGGUCAUGACUUAAUUGGAGUUUUCCUCACUUCAUUGAAGGAAUUGUCUAGAGGACGGGACAUUUCAAACGUCUAUGAGUGUAUAAAUCCCAAAAAGAAAGAAAAAAAGAAAAACUACAAAAACUCAGGAAUUGUAGAUUUAUUGAGCUUUUCCGUCGACAAAGUAUACACAUUUUUGGAUUAUAUUCGAGGAGGGACACAGAUUCACUGUACAUUUGCAAUCGACUUCACAGCAUCAAAUGGUAAUCCAACAAGCCCCAGUUCAUUACAUUAUAUCAGCCCUUACAAUCUUAACCCCUAUGCAACAUCUCUUCAUGCAGUGGGCAACAUCAUCCAGGAUUAUGACUCAGAUAAGUUAUUUCCAGCAUUGGGAUUUGGUGCCCGACUUCCUCCAACUGGAAUUGUAUCGCAUGAAUUUCCUCUGAGUGGUACAAUUGAAAACCCUUAUUGUGAAGGUAUCCAAGGUGUGAUAGAUGCUUACCAUCAUACUCUUCAUUCCGUACAACUUUAUGGCCCAACUAAUUUCGCUCCAUGUAUCAACUAUGUCGCUCGAUGUGCAUCUUUACAUCAAGAUGGCAAUGAUUAUUUCAUCCUCCUCAUUUUGACUGAUGGUAUUAUUACCGACAUGCCCCAGACAAUGGAAGCAGUUGUUAAUGCCUCAAAACUUCCUAUGUCUAUUAUUAUUAUUGGUAUUGGAGAUGCUGAUUUUGAAGCUAUGGAAAUCUUAGACGGAGAUGAAGUCAGAGUUUCAUCACGGGGCAGAUAUGCUGAAAGAGAUAUCGUUCAGUUUGUUCCAAUGAGGAAUUUCACAUUUAGUAAUCAAGGAGAUAAUUCCUUGACCAUACAAGCUCGUUUGGCUAAAGAAGUACUUGAAGAAAUACCAGAUCAGUUCUUGUCUUACAUGAAAAAACACAGCAUAAAACCAAAACCACCAUUAAUGAGACAGCCAACCAUUUCUUCCAUCACAUCUUUGCCUGCAUCCGAACAAUGAAGGGAAUAACAACUUGAAUCUCUUUCUACUAACAUUUUGAAAAAAAAAACCAUACAACAGCCUUCCCAUUUUCCGUCCACCUUGCAUCAUUUACUUGCAAUGGUGACACACUGAAUCUUUCAGUUCACUUCUAUGCUAAGCUAUAUCCAUAAUUGAAGAAAACAAAACAAAAACAAACCCUUUGAUAUAUAUAUAUAAAUAACAUGUACAUUUUCUUGUGCAGAAUAUCAGUGAAACUUUAAUUCACUGAAAAAUUAUGCAAAGAAUAUCAAAUAUCUGGAAAUUAUAUUGAUCUGCAGUGAAAAAAAAAACCUUUUAAAUAUUUUAAAUAUUA
Messenger RNA from Octopus sinensis (East Asian common octopus), 2356 nucleotides. Its product is annotated as copine-8. Lineage: Eukaryota; Metazoa; Mollusca; Cephalopoda; Octopoda; Octopodidae. Gene Ontology annotation, molecular function: calcium-dependent phospholipid binding. The transcript has 22 exons. Gene Ontology annotation, biological process: cellular response to calcium ion. Gene Ontology annotation, cellular component: plasma membrane. Bases 301 to 2022 code for a protein of 573 amino acids. The record is from RefSeq and is a predicted model, not a curated record.